AUAACGACACCGUUUAUGAGCACUGCUACUCUAACAGCAGAAGGGCAGGACAGGGUAGCGCAACUGCGCAAGGCAACCAAAAAGGACGAAGACAACCCAAAAAGAAAAAAGGUGAGCAAAACAACCGGCUCUCCGGCGUCUGAUUGUCGGCGAUAAUUGUUUGUAUGAAUUUAGAAGUAUAGUCUCCAAAUGAGCGGAUUCAGCUGGCUAAGAAAUCAGCCAAAAUCGAUUUUGCAAACAUUUCUGUAUCGUCGGCAUUUGCUUCCAGUGGAAUCCGUAUGCGGUCAUGAAGCUUUAAAGGGUCGUCAUCGGAUUGUUCAUAGUCGAGAUUUCUACAAUAUUGGAUUGGCUAGAAAGCCUACAGACUUUGCCAAUAUGAGAAUGCUACUAUUGAAGCGUUGUAUUCAUGCUACAGAAUUUCAUAGUUCAAAAGAAGGAGAUUACUACCAAGUUCUAGGUGUUCCUCAGAAUGCUAGUAGAGAUGAUAUCAAGAAAGCUUUUCAUGCUCUAGCAAAGAAGUAUCAUCCAGAUGCAAAUAAAAACAAUCCAUCAGCAAAGAGAAAGUUUCAAGAGAUCAGAGAAGCUUACGAGAUUUUGCAAGAUUCCGAAAGGAGAGCCGAAUAUGAUGAGAUGAAACAACAAUCUUUCAAAGGUAGGAAUGACACAGGGUAUUCUUCUAGAGGAUUCAAACGUGCUUAUAAAAGUACUGACUUUUCUGAUUCUUUCCAAAAGAUAUUUUCUGAGAUUUUUGAAGAGGAGACAGAUAAUGUUACUAGUGAUGUUCAGGUUGAGGUGUCAAUUUCAUUUAUGGAGGCUGCAAGAGGGUGCACAAAGCACCUAUCAUUUGAUGCUAACAUUCUUUGUGAUUCUUGUCUUGGGCAUGGUUACCCUGUUAAUGCCAAGGCAAAAAGUUGUCCAACUUGUGAGGGCACUGGAACAGUUUUCAUUCCUCCAUUCAUGGCUAGAUGCAACACCUGUAAAGGGUCAGGCCAUAUAAUCAAGGAAUAUUGUAGAUCAUGUGGAGGAUCAGGGGUUGUUGAGGUAGUCAAAGAGGUCAAAAUUCCCAUUCCUGCAGGUGUAGACUCUGGUGAUAUAAUAUCUGUUCCAAGAGCUGGUAAUGUUGGAAAACGAAGUCAACCUGGAACCUUGAUUAUAAAACUGAAGGUUGCUGAAGACCCUGUUUUUCAGAGAGAUGGAGCCGAUUUAUAUGUGGAUUCAAAUAUUGGCUUCACUCAGGCGAUUAUUGGUGGUAUGGUUGAGGUACCAACUUUGAACGGAAAAACACAAGUAAAAAUACCCAAAGGGGUCCAGCAUGGACAGCUGUCAAUACUAAGAGGCAAAGGAAUGCCAAGGAAAGGUCUUUUUGUAGAUCAUGGAGACCAAUAUGUACGUUUCCGCAUUAAUUUUCCUAUGGUAGUGAAUGAUCGUCAACGUGCUAUACUUGAAGAAUUUGCCAAGGAAGAAAUGGAAAUGGAACACACACACAACAUGUCACGUGAUGGAAACUGGCUUGAUGAGCAGCUAUCUACUGGUUGAACUUACAGGUGGCUUCGUAUGAUUGGACACAUGUCAACCCCAAAAUUCAUGCUUGAGUUAUCGGCUUUACUUCUCAUUCUUCUGUUCCUCCGCUCAUAAACUCAAUAUUCAAGUGGGACCGGAUUGCCAGCCUGGCACUUUCAUGAGCUGUACAGAUAGAUACACACAAACACACACUGGAUUGUGUUUUCAUCCCUUGAAGAAAACUGUAGAUUUUGUUUUAACUGUGAGUUGUCUUUUUGAUUAUUUCACAUUUUUGGUCUAAUAGACUAUGGGUAGGUAGGUGAUGGAUGGACAAUAAAGAUGAACUAACUGAAGCAACAAUGCUGUAAUGGAUUGUACUUUAUAGGUGUUCUUGAGUAUAACGGUUGAAAAACCCCACUUUGCUAUUGUUCAGUAUGUUCUGUGAUUUUCUCUUUUAAUACGAAUUUCCCCCAAAUCUUUCCCCAUUA
Molecule: messenger RNA, 1988 nt
Organism: Lactuca sativa (garden lettuce)
Lineage: Eukaryota; Viridiplantae; Streptophyta; Magnoliopsida; Asterales; Asteraceae
Gene: ATJ1
Product: DNAJ heat shock family protein
Biological process (GO): response to heat; protein refolding
Cellular component (GO): cytoplasm
Molecular function (GO): ATP binding; heat shock protein binding
Source: RefSeq, a predicted model, not a curated record